Epinephelus moara (kelp grouper) is the source of this 7061-nucleotide messenger RNA. RefSeq names its product MTSS I-BAR domain containing 1 (gene mtss1). Gene Ontology annotation, cellular component: actin cytoskeleton; cytoplasmic side of plasma membrane. The transcript is spliced from 14 exons. NCBI's taxonomy places the organism in Eukaryota, Metazoa, Chordata, Actinopteri, Perciformes, Serranidae. The record is from RefSeq and is a predicted model, not a curated record. Gene Ontology annotation, biological process: plasma membrane organization; cell projection assembly. The coding region runs from base 707 to 3004 and encodes 765 amino acids. Gene Ontology annotation, molecular function: actin binding; phospholipid binding.
UUAGGGUCGGACUCCCAUUGGAGUAACCGGAGGAGAACGGCUGCCUAUCGUCUAAAAACUCGCUGGAAAACAACGUGAAAUCUCUCGGAUACAUUCAGGAAACAGCGGCUGUGGGAGUCUGAAUCCACGCUGGACACCAGAUAAGAUCCGUAUUGAUUUAUUUUCGGCGAACUGAUUGAUCACGGACUGCGUGUUUUGGAAACGCACGCACACACAGUCACAGGUUGCUAGCGGAGUUAACGCUAACCUAGCUAGCCGAGUUAGCUAGCUGCGGUUAGCUGUGUUCUCCCUUCACCCGGGACUCCAACCAGCCGGGGUGAACUUAAAACAACUGUGAGACAUUUUCCAGACAGUCUGCUGAAUGAUUCAGGCAUGAUGUGGUGUUUUUUGGGACGUUUAUCAAGUUGGCCGGCUGGAAGCAUCGGCUGACUGAAGCCUAGCGAUAGUCUCUCUCUCUCUCUCCUCUCGACCUGGAUUUUACUCCUCUGUGUUUUUUUCCUUCUUUUUUUCCACUGCUGUUUUUGGCUGUUUUUUUAAAGGUGGACUUUGCCCUCGGGGUGUUGUAACUCUCCCCUGUAUUAAAUCGAAAAAAGCCUCCAUUGAGUCUUGAGUUGGAGUAUUUCUAAAGUUGGCUGCAAGUUUUUUGGGGGGGGAGGUAAAAAAAAGUUUGGGAAGUUGAGGAGGAUUUUUCCGAGCCUGUGGAAAAAUGGAUGCGGGUAUAGAGAAGGAAUGCAGCGCCUUGGGAGGGCUCUUCCAACUCAUCAUGAACGACAUGAAGGCCAGUUAUCCAACAUGGGAGGACUUUGUAACCAAAGGAGCCAAGCUACAAUCACAGCUCAGGACGACCAUCGUGGUGACCGGAGCCUUCCUGGAUGCUUUUCAGAAGGUGGCAGACAUGGCGACAGGGACCAGAGGUGCCACCAAGGAGAUUGGCUCAGCGCUGACCAGGAUGUGCAUGAGACACCGCAGCAUUGAGUCCAAGUUGAAACUGUUCACCACAGCUCUCUCAGAGGGUCUCGUCACUCCGCUGGAGUUGAAGAUGGAGGAGUGGAAAAAAGUGGCCAGUCAGCUGGACAAGGACCAUGCUAAAGAGUACAAAAAGGCUAGAGCAGACAUCAAGAAGAAAUCAUCAGACACCAUCAAACUGCAGAAGAAGGUGAAGAAAGGGAAGGACGAGGCACGGGGACAGCUGGACAGCGCGUUGCAGGACGUCAACGUGCGUUACGCCGUCCUGGAGGAGACGGAGAAACGCGCCGUAUGCAGAGCACUGAUUGAAGAAAGAGCGCGUUACUGCAGCUUCGUCAGCAUGCUGAAGCCUGUACUGGACCAUGAGAUCAACAUGCUGGGUGAGGUGACCCACCUGCAGACCAUCCUAGAAGAUCUGACCAACCUGACAGCUGAGCCCAAUAAACUCCCACCAGCCAGUGAGCAGGUGAUUUUGGACCUGAAAGGCUCUGAUUUUAAUUACACCUAUCAGACACCUCCAGCUUCUCCCAGUAACACUCUGUCCAGGAAGAGCAGCAUCAGCAGUAACUACCAGUCUGGAUCAGUGAGACACGUUCCCUCCUUGGACUCCAUCAGCUGUGCUGUCGAUGGAGUACACAUCCAGGAUCCAGUCGGCUCCACCAAUCAGCUUGCUGCUGGUGGGAGCGGAGGGGCAGAGAACGGCCUGUUGGCCCCCCCACACAAUGCUUACUCACACCAUGGAGAGAGAGCUCGAGCCAUGUCUGCGUCUGGGAAGUCUUGCUCGGCCCGGGAUCAGCUGGCGUUGACGCUGGGAGCGUUGAAUUCGGACGCUCCGAGGAGCAGCAGGGACUCUCUGCACUGCUCCAGUGGCUACAGCACUCAGACCACCACCCCGUCCUGCUCUGAGGACACCAUACACACACACACUGUAAAGAGAGAUCCUCCACUCUAUGUCGACUACGAGUCCAUCUCUCUCCACGGAGACGCCGACUCCAUCUCCUUACAUCACCUUUCCCACGGCAACAGCCAGUCAGACUUCGACAAGUCUUCGACCAUCCCGAGAAACUCCGACCUCAGUUUCCAGUACAGGAAGUAUGCCCAGUCUAAGCGCCCCGCCUCCACCGUCAGCCUACUGGCCGAGCCUGAGUUGCUCGGCAGGUCCGCCCGCCAGCUGCCGUCCCACACGGCAACCAUCAGACGCAAACCGUCAUCAAAGCCGCAGUUCCGCAGGGGCACGAUCAGCGGGGGGGUUCCCAUCCCCAUCAGCACCCCGCAGGUUCCUCUUAAAGCGCUUGCAGGAAAUGGCGGGAGUGAUGAGAAUGUUUUCUCAGUGCCCUCAGCUGGAGGAGGUUUAGGUUACAGUAAACUCUGCACCUCCACGCAGAGCCUCAGUGCCUUACCUCCCUCCUCCUCCUCCUCCCCAUACUACCAGCUGGUCCCAGGUCAGAUGCCAAUACCGGUGCCUGUACCCACUGUACCCUCCCUGCCACCAGAGGGCAGCAACGCCAAACAGCAGCAACAGAGACAGUACCAGCAACAGCAGCAAUUCAACCAACAACUAAAUCAUCAGCAGCAACGCACUCAACUACAGCCGCACAACCAGCAACUCCAGAUUCAGCAGCAGCAGCAAUAUCAUCAGCAGCAGCAGCAACCACAGCAACAGUUUCAAUAUCAGCAGCAACCACAGCAACAGCUUCACCAUCAACAUUCACUGCCCCAGCAACCCCAGCAGCUGCAACACCAACAAGACCAGUAUGCAGAGCCACUUAACCAGCAGCAGAGACAGAGGCUGUACCAGCAGCAGCACCAGGCCACGCUCCAGACCUCCGCUGCCCAGGGAGCGCCCUCCAGUCUGGGCCACAGCGCUCUCUACCAGCCCCAGGUUCCUCCACCCUUCAGCCAGGACCAGUACCCAGAGCCACCGCCCCCGGAGGGAGGUGGGAGCAUGCUGACCCAGCUCAGAUCAGUAAAGCUUAAACGGACCCUCACCAACGAUCGCUCCGCCCCUCUCCUGCCCCCUCCGCCCAGUCACAACUAAGGCUGAUUGUUUUGCUUCCCUGCUGGUUGACUCUUUAGUUUAACGGCACCUGAGUGUGUCGGCACAAAUCAAACUCUGACUUCCUGUUGAACAUCAACUGUGGACCGAUCAAUCGCUGGAACUCGACGUGUGUCUUAUUUUAUUUUCUAAAGAUCUGCUUCCUUUUAGUCCGUCUAGAUUUGUUUUAAACAUUUUUUUGAGACUUUCUCUUCAUUUCCUGUUGCUGCAGCGACCGUCUCUCGCCCUUUGUUUUUUUGCAUUUUGAUUGUGGAUAAAGUUUUUGUCUGACCCAGUCUUACCAAUAGAACUGUCGAUUUUUUUUUUAAUGAUCGUUAUUUGGCUUGCUAAUUAGCCAGACAGGAAGCUGUUAGUGUCUCAGAUCCUCUUCAGUCCUGGGUGUGCUUGAUUUGCCUUUUUGCCUAGACUCCCAGACGGGUGGGGUUUAGUGAUUAGUCCUGUAGCUCCAACGUGUCACAUGGUUGAACCAUGGUGAGCGGAGAUUUUAGCUGGCUGUGGGUCAGUGUAUCUGAACAGUGAGUGAUUGGUUUGUUCCUGAUCAUCUCAAAGAGUCAAACACAGCCUGGGACGCUCAUGACUCUGGAAUAAAACUGGCUCUGUAGUUUGUAAAUAUGUGAGAACAAAAACAGCUUUGGGAGCACCUGGGGAGGUCGGAUGUUUCGCUUAACAGCGUGUUGUAAGAGGUCACUUGCUUUCUUUGACCGUACAGAAAUUUGAACUGAAAAUGAGUCAGGAUUUCACCUUUAAGUGGCAGCAGUGCCCAGGGAUGCCAAAUGGUGCCACUGAGGGUUUCUGUUUGUGGAAAAGGAUUAAAAAUGUUACUGUGUGCGAAUGUUUGGUUUACUGUGUAAAUAAUUAGCUGGUUAUGGAGGAAUAAUAACAAGAGGAAGAAGACAGGGAUUUGUCGGCAACUUUUAGAGGCAACAUUGUUUUGGAAGAUGCAGAUUGGCAACAUUAUUGCUGAGAACAUAGCGGGCUAUGAGAAGCAGAACUAUAAAGAGAAGUAGAAGCUGUUGGUGAUGUACAGAUCUGUGACAGUCAGCUGUUAACGGGACACAACGCCAUGUUGGAAGAUGUAUCUGAACCCUCUGCUAACACAGGAAAUAAACUUCUUAGAUAACAUUUAAUCUAAAAAGAGUUUUGAGGCUGACACUUUUAAACAUACGCAGUUAUUUUGAUUUAAAAAUACCUUAAAUUUAGUUGCAUUGUGACUUGUACUGAGUGGAUAAACUAUGUUAAACUGUUUCUGAAUUACUACGUACAUAUUUUUGGUAUGUUUUUGUUACUUAUUGGCUGAAAUAUACAGCGGUACGAAUACAUUAAAUUGCCAAUAAAUAACACGAAAUGUCAGCACAUUACAAAGUUUGUCCAUCAGAGAGCACUGACAGAUUUAUUUUUGCACUGUUUAGGACAUUUCUUGGUCACAAUUCUUACAUAACUGAAUUUAAAGGUUACUUAUCAAAAUAUUUAUGUUAUGUUUUAUAAUAAUAACUUAUACAAUAGUCCAGUAUCAGUCGGGCCCUAAAUGACACUGAUUAACAAUUGUCUUUACAAGUUCUCCACAGAAACAUUUAAUAAUCUUUCCCUGAUCAAAUGACAGUAAAUGUUGUUAAAUGUGAUAAUUAUAAUCUUUUAAUAAUAUAAGGCAGCUGAUGCGUCUCAACUUUAGUUUUAGAGCGAGUGAUCAUUAUCACAUAUUCUUAAAAUUUAAAGAUGGAUAUUUUCAGCUCUAACUUUUGCUUGAAAAAUUACAACUAAUUUAUUGCUGAUUAAUUUUCUGUUGAUCGACUGAUUGUUUUAAUUGUAAUUAUUUAUUUUACCAGUUUAAACAGAUUUUCACAUUUGACAAAACAAAGUUUUUCUCAUGUUUCUGCGGGUUGAUAGAGGAAGCGCUUUUAAAUCUGUUGUCACUAGAGUUGGGUGUCGAGUUCGGUAUUUUUAAAGGUACUGCCCAAAUUACGUCAGUAAUCAAUCGGUGUCAAACUUCAAUAAAAAAGGCACUGAAUAAAUAUAUUUAUCUACAUUUUGCCACCUGGUCGUAGCAGAGUGUGUCAUCUCUGACAGAGCCAAAGAGUAGCUCAUUCUGCUGCAGUCUGUAAUCCCACAGACUCUCCUUUCACUUUGGCCAACAGCUAAAAGUUUGGACUUGUUUUAUUUAAACUAAGACUAAUUUUUUGUUAUUACAGAGAGAGCAAAGUACCAGGAAAAGGUACUGUGGGGUACAGGAAGCGGUAAAAAUGUGAAUGGUACCAAACCCUCAUUGUCACUCCUCCAACAUGGCGCUGUUUCCAUCUUUACUGUAAGAAAUCAAACCUUUGCGUACGCGUCUCCGAUUUACCCUUCAAAGGCAAAAAGUUGUCCCUUUUCUUAAUUUAAAAAGUUCACAUUGAAAGACUGAUAUAUUUAAUAAAGACACAGGUAGAAUUUGAGUGUUUGAAUUCAGCUGAAGGAUCAGUGAAAUUCUGUUAAGUUUACAUUUGAUCUGAAAUCUUGUAACUCAGCAGCUUUAUUUUCUUUAAAUGACAUGAGCAGCCAAUCAGAGUGCAGGACUGUGAGGAGCCGUAGUGUUUGCGUUUAACUUUUAACUUUAAAUUAAACUAUUUAUGUACAGAGUUUGGUCGGGCUCCAGUAGCUGGUUCUAUUUUGGAUCCUGUUCCUAGUUGGUAAAAUAUUUAGGUCUGUUAAUUUGUUCACCUGAAAUUGUCAUAAAUCUCCUCAUCGAUAUUUUAGCUUUUUAUUUUUUAUUUUUAGCUUUUCUCUUUGUUCUUUAUUUCGGCUCAGAUCACACGUACAGUGAUCUCGUUACAGACCUCUGAGUCGCUGCUCAUAUCUCAGAUACUUUCAGUUGAUGUUUUGGUGUUGUGCCCAUUAAUAUAUUUCCAAAAAUUGGGGACGUUAUCUUCUAGAAAAUUAGGAAUGAGCGUGAAUUCAAUCAACACAGCUUUGUAAGUCUCCCUCUCCUGAACAUUAAAACGAUUUCAGACUGAAUAAUGACGUGGUUUAGAUCCGUUAGAAGACGUGUUGCCUCUAAAAGUUGCCCGUCGAGUGUCGACUUCAUACAUGAGCUGUCAGAGCAUGCUGGGAAGCAGGGCCGUAGCUUUCACUGAGGACUGAGGUCAUGCCCUCUGUUAAUGUUUUAAAUGACAUGAGGUGGUGUUUGAUAGAGCUGACACUAAUAACUAUUUUUAUUAUUGAUUGAUGUGGCAAUUUGGGCCAUCAAAUAUCAAGGAGUAGUAAAGAAAAAAACUCCAGAGCCCGAGAUAUAUGUCUCCUCUUAUCAGAUCGACAUUCCAAAACCCAAAGUUUACUUAGAAGACAGCCAGCAAACCAAAAUGUGACAUUUUACGCACACAUUUAUUACACAUAAAAGUCUGGUAGUUUGGUUUGUGGCCUAUCAAACAUUAACGGGUGUGUGGAGCUCUGCCGUAGGGAUUUUGGCUCAGGACCUCAGUAUUUCUUUAAUCCUGGUUACGGCCCUGCUGAGCAGCUGCAUUCUGGGAAAUGUAGUCUUGUCUUUUCUGGUCUGUUCUCAGAGAAGCUUUUGUGUAUUGAGAGAUUUCCUGUCGCUGAAUCAAGUGUUUAUAUUGCUGAUGAGACAGAAAAGCUGCCUUCUGAUGAUUCAAUUGAUUGAUUGAUUGAUUGAUUGGACCCAAUUCGCCCCACAGCAGUUGUGUGUGUGUGUGUGUGUGUAUAUAUUAGUGCUUCUAUUCCCGGGAGAGAUCUAAAUCUAUAUAUAAAAAAUGUAUGUAUACAUAUCCUGAUUGUAUUUUUGUUGAUUUAUGGAUCAGACGGUGUGAUCAGAUGUGACACAUCGGUCGUCACUCGUCAUAUUUUUGUAGAAAAGCUUUAAAGGAGGAAACCCAGUGAACUUCCUGAUGUUUGAGGAUCUGAAGCCUGAUUGGAUGUCCAACUGUCGAGAAGCGGACGAAGGACUAAAUGUAUGGACGACAUGAACCAACAGAAUGUAGAAAUGUUUUUGUCCUUCAUCUUUUGACGUUCGCUGUGGGAUCAAUGAUAAUAAUAAUAAUUGAUUCAUCAA